CAUCUGUUCACCAAUACACUCCAAAAUCAUCCGUCAAGAUGUUGAUCGAGGAAUCCUACAAAGAUGUCGCUACCAAGAAUGGUGGAAGCAUGCGCAUAUUCACCUGGCACCCAACAGUUCCAAACUACCCCAAGGCCAGAUUUCCUGGUGUAGUCGUAUUCAGCGAGAUUUACCAAGUGACUGGACCUGUUGCUCGCUUCGCUAAGCAGAUCGCUGGUCAGGGAUACAUCGUUGCCGCCCCUAGCAGCUACCACGAGUUCACCGGACCCGAACCUCUGGCCUAUGAUGGUCCUGGUACCGACAAGGGAAACGACUGGAAGGUCGCCAAGAAGCUCGCAGCCUACGAUGAAGAUGCUGAGCUGAGUGUAUCGUUGCUACUCGACCUUGAGACCUGCAAUGGCAGAAUUGGCGCUACUGGCAUGUGUCUGGGUGGUCACCUGGCAUACCGCUGUGCUCUGGACAAGCGUGUCAGCGCUGCUGUCUGCUACUUUGCUACUGACAUCCACUCUCAAACUCUCGGUGCUGGCAAGAAUGAUGACUCUCUAGCUAGAGCCAAGGAUAUCAAGGGUGAACUGGUUAUGAUCUUCGGCAAGAAGGACAAUCAUGUACCCCCUGAGGGUCGUGAUCUCAUCCGCAAAACUCUGCACGAAUCAGGCAUUUGCUUCAGCUUCUUCGAGGCUGCUUGGGCUCAGCAUGCCUUCAUUCGCGAUGAGAUGAGCAAGGGACGUUACGACCCUGGCCUUACCAAGAUCUGCUUCGAGAUCCUGCUGGAACUGUUCAACCGCACACUGAGAUCUGAUCUCGGUCCUAGAGUUGGCGGCGAGCAGGAAAUUGAAGACGUAUGUUAAGCUAUUGACUGACAUCUGGUGAAGAAUCAGUGGUAGCAUCCGUGUAAAUGCCAAACAAGACGAGGGACAACAUUCUCGCAGACACUAUUAGAUGUUGAUAGCUCGGGCCCAUACGUGAUUGGAUGUAUGCGCAUUGCUCUAUUGCACCGUCAGAUAUGUCCAGGAUAAAACAGCCGCAGCGACAAGUUGGUUAUUGUUCACGGUUUUAUUUGUGAGCAUGAGCAUGAAGUGAACAUGUCGAGCGUCUGGAACGUUGCGUUGCUCGAAAGGCGCUAGUGGGAAGAUUGCCGGUCUUGGCACACAAAUGCCCACUGAAUUCUCACGAACCAAGCGCAUCCAACUUUCUCCUCAC
Messenger RNA from Aureobasidium pullulans EXF-150, 1200 nucleotides. RefSeq names its product alpha/beta-hydrolase. Lineage: Eukaryota; Fungi; Ascomycota; Dothideomycetes; Dothideales; Saccotheciaceae. Gene Ontology annotation, molecular function: hydrolase activity. Bases 39 to 848 code for a protein of 269 amino acids. The record is from RefSeq and is a predicted model, not a curated record. The transcript is spliced from 5 exons.